Molecule: messenger RNA, 4176 nt
Organism: Callithrix jacchus (white-tufted-ear marmoset)
Lineage: Eukaryota; Metazoa; Chordata; Mammalia; Primates; Cebidae
Gene: HR
Product: HR lysine demethylase and nuclear receptor corepressor
Biological process (GO): regulation of transcription by RNA polymerase II
Cellular component (GO): chromatin; histone deacetylase complex
Molecular function (GO): histone H3K9 demethylase activity; chromatin DNA binding; transcription coregulator activity
Source: RefSeq, a predicted model, not a curated record
AUGGAGAGUACGCCCAGCUUCCUGAAGGGCACCCCAACCUGGGAGAAGACGGCCCCAGAGAACGGCAUCGUGAGACAGGAGCCAGGCACCCCACCUCAAGAUGGCCUGCACCGUGGACCGCUGUGUCUGGGAGAGCCUGCUCCGUUUUGGAGGGGCGUCCUGAGCACCCCAGACUCCUGGCUUACCCCUGGCUUCCCACAGGGCACCAACGACAAUCUCCAACUUGUGGAGGGUGAGAGCACCCAGAAUGGGGAGAGGAAGGCCAGCUGGCUGGGCAGCAAAGAGGGACUGCGCUGGAAGGAGGCCAUGCUUGCCCAUCCACUGCCAUUCUGCGGGCCAGCGUGCCCACCUCGCUGUGGCCCCUUGAUGCCUGAACCUAGUGGUGGUCAUCUCAAGAGUGACCCCGUAGCCUUCCGGCCCUGGCACUGCCCUUUCCUUCUGGAGACCAAGAUCCUGGAGCGAGCCCCCUUCUGGGUGCCCACAUGCUUGCCACCCUACCUAGUGUCUGGCCUGCCCCCAGAGCAGCCACGUGACUGGCCACUGGCCCCGCACCCCUGGGUAUACUCCGGGGGCCAGCCCAAAGUGCCCUCUGCCUUCGGCUUAGGUGGCAAGGGCUUUUACCACAAGGAUUCGAGCAUUCUCAGGUUGGCAAAGGAGCCCUUGGCAGCUGUGGAACCUGGGGUGUUGGGCUUAACCCCUGGUGGGCAUCUGCAGAGAGCCGGGGAGGCCGAAUGCCCUUCACUGCACCCGAGGGAUGGAGAGACAGGGGCUGGCCAGCAGCAGAAUCUUUGCCCACUCUUCCUGGGGCAGCCAGACAUUGUGCCCCGGACCCCCUGGCCCACUUGUGCCCCAGGCCUCGUUCAUACUCUUGGCAACGUCUGGGCUGGGCCAGGCAGUGGGAGCCUUGGGUACCACCUGGGGCCACCAGCCACACCAAGGUGUCCCUCUCCCGAGCCGCCUGUUGCCCAGGGGGGCUGCUACUCAACCUACCUGCCCACUAAAGAUGGGGGUCUUGGCCCUUGUGGGAAGUGCCAGGAGGACCUGGAGGGGGGUGCCAGUGGAGCCAGCGAACCCAGCGAGGAAGUGAACAAGGCCUCUGGCCCCAGGGCCUGCCCCACAAGCCACCACACCAAGCUGAAGAAGACAUGGCUCACCCGGCACUCCGAGCAGUUUGAAUGUCCACGCGGCUGCCCUGAGGUUGAGGAGAAACCAGCUGCUCGGCUCCGGACCCUCAAGAGGGCAGGCAGCCCCGAAGUCCUGGGAGCGGUGGGCAGCCCAGCCCCCAAGCGGCCACCGGACCCUUUCCCAGGCACUGCAGGACAGGGGGCCGGGGGUCGGCAGGAGGUCCGGGACACAUCAGUAGGGAACAAGGCAGAUUCGGGACGGCAAGAUGACCAGAGAGGACCCCACGAUGGCCAGGCCAGUCUCCAGGACCCUGGGCUUCAGGACGUACCAUGCCUGGCUCGCUCUGCAAAACUGGCUCCAUGCCAAGGUUGUGCCCAGGCAUCUGGAGAGGAAGGAGGGCCUGCCUACCACUCUCAAUCGCCUCUGGGAAGGGAGCCACAGCCAGAGGAAGACACAGCCGCCAGCUCCAGCUCUGAGGAAGACCCAGGGUGCAGCCCUAACGGCCAGCUCAGCACGGGCCUCGCCAAGCACCUGCUUAGUGGCUUGGGGGACCGACUGUGCCGCCUGCUGAGGAGGGAGCGGGAGGCUCUUGCCUGGGCCCAGCGUGAAGCGGGCCAGGGGCCAGCUGUGACAGAGGACAACCCAGGCAUUCCACGCUGCUGCAGCCGUUGCCACCAUGGACUCUUCAACACCCACUGGCAAUGUCCCCGCUGCAGCCACCGGCUGUGUGUGGCCUGUGGUCGUGUGGCAGGCGCUGGGCGGGCCAGGGAGAAAGCAGGCUCUCGGGAGCAGUCCACGGAGGAGUGCACACAGGAGGCUGGGCACGCUGCCUGUUCCCUGACGCUGACCCAGUUUGUCUCCAGCCAGGCUUUGGCAGAGCUGAGCACUGCAAUGCACCAGGUCUGGGUCAAGUUUGAUAUCCGGGGGCACUGCCCCUGCCAAGCUGAUGCCCGGGUGUGGGCCCCCGGGAAUGCAGGCCAGCAGAAGGAUUCGACACAGAAAACGCCCCCAACUCCACAACCUUCCUGCAAUGGGGACACCCACAGGACCAAGAGCAUCAAAGAGGAAACCCCAGAUUCCACUGAGACCCCAGCAGAGGACCGUGCCGGCCGAGGGCCCCUGCCUUGUCCUUCUCUCUGUGAACUCCUGGCCUCUACCGCGGUCAAACUCUGCUUGGGCCAUGAGCGGAUACACAUGGCCUUCGCCCCUGUCACUCCGGCUCUGCCCAGUGACGACCGCAUCACCAACAUCCUGGACAGCAUUAUCGCGCAGGUGGUGGAACGGAAGAUCCAGGAGAAGGCCCUGGGGCCGGGGCUUCGAGCUGGCCCUGGCCUGCGCAAGGGUCUGGGCCUGCCCCUGUCUCCAGUGCGGCCCCGGCUGCCUCCCCCAGGGGCUUUGCUAUGGCUGCAGGAGCCCCGGCCUCGGCGAGGCUUCCACCUCUUUCAGGAGCACUGGAGGCAGGGCCAGCCUGUGUUGGUAUCAGGGAUCCAGAAGACGCUGCAGAGCAACCUGUGGGGCGCAGAAGCUCUUGGGGCGCUUGGAGGCCAGGUGCAGGCGCUGAGCCCUGUUGGGCCUCCCCAGCCCACCAGCCUGGGCAGCACCACAUUCUGGGAGGGCUUCUCCUGGCCUGAGCUUCGCUCAAAGUCAGACGAGGGCUCUGUCCUCCUGCUGCACCGAGCUCUGGGGGAUGAGGAUACCAGCAGAGUGGAGAACCUAGCUGUCAGCCUACCACUCCCAGAGUACUGUGCCCACCAUGGGAAACUCAACCUGGCUUCCUACCUCCCACCGGGCCAUGCCCUGUGUCCAUUGGAGCCCCAGCUCUGGGCAGCCUAUGGUGUGAACCCGCACAGGGGAAACCUGGGGACCAAGAACCUCUGCGUGGAGGUGGCCGACCUAGUCAGCCUCCUGGUGCACGCUGAGGCACCAGUGCCUGCCUGGCACCAGGCACAGAAAGACUUCCUUUCAGGCCUGGACGGGGAGGGGCUCUGGUCUCCAGGCAGCCAAAUCAGCACUGUGUGGCACGUGUUUCGGGCACAGGACGCCCAGCGCAUCCGCCGCUUUCUCCAGAUGGUGUGCUCGGCUGGGGCAGGCGCCCUGGAGCCUGGCGCCCCGGGCAGCUGCUACCUGGACGCAGGGCUGCGGCGGCGCCUGCGGGAGGAGUGGGGCGUGAGCUGCUGGACCCUGCUCCAGGCCCCUGGAGAGGCCGUGCUGGUGCCUGCAGGGGCUCCCCACCAGGUGCAGGGCCUGGUGAGCACAGUCAGCGUCACUCAGCACUUCCUCUCCCCCGAGACCUCCGCCCUCUCCGCUCAGCUCUGCCACCAGGGACCCAGCCUUCCCCCUGACUGCCGCCUGCUGUAUGCCCAGAUGGAUUGGGCUGUGUUCCAAGCAGUGAAGGUGGCUGUGGGGACGUUACAGGAGGCCAAAUAGAGGGAUGCUGGGUGUCUGGGGUAGGGAUGGGGACAGGUAGACCAAGUGGUCAGCCCAGGCACAACUUCAGCAGGGAAUGACACUAGGGGACUUGGGGAUUUCUGGUCAAGCCCACAAGCACCACUCGGCGCAAGCUAGGUACCCUGCUCCCCUCCCCCUCAAGCCAACAACCACAGUGCCACCAAGCUCACACCUGUCCUUCUCAGGCUGGCACCUCCCCUGCCCUGUGCCCCUCUCCACGGUACCAGGCCCACAUUGGAGAUGACUGACUUCCUCCAAAGCCCACACCCCCAACCCAGGAGACAAACAGCCCUUCCUUGGGGUACCUCGGUAAUCAUUCUGGCUUAAGCAACACCUCCUGCUGCUGCUCACUCUCGCUAAGCCCGCUCUACUGCCCCGCUCUGCUUCCACCGCUGAAUCCUCACUGGGCUCCUGCAGAAAUGCUGAAGAAGGGUCCUGACCUUCUGCCCUCCUGCCAGAAGAUCUGGGGAGUGUGAGGAGAGGGUGGCAUCAGGGACUGCCCAGGCUUGGCUGAGGGAGCAGCAUGGGCGAUGUCACUCAGCCUGCUCCCCAUCUGCCCGCUUCCCUCCUUCAUGAUUUCCAUUAAAGUCUAUUGUUUUGUGA